AAAUGGUAGGGGAAAUUGUAUAUAAGCUUUGACAUUGCGUACAGCGAGUAGCGCAUUCUACAGUUUACUUUAUUGCACAGUUGUUCUUCAGUAUUAUAAUAUUCGCAAUGUCAAAUCAAACCAAUAAUUUUCUACAUCAAAAUGGAUCUCACAACGAUUGCAAAAAUUACGGAUACUCCACUUCGAUGAAACGGACGUUUCAGCAGUUGCAACCCCAGUCGCAGCAGAAGCAGUUGCAGAUACCGCGCAACGCACGAAUCUUGGGUAGAAGAUACUCCAUAGCCGGCAAUUAUUUCAAGUUCCUUGAAAUUUGUGUACGCGUGGAUGAAAAUUUGCGCGUCGAGUUUGUCUUGGGGGACAAUCGUGGAACAGAGAUUUCUUUUUCAAUGACUACGUGGAAAGUGCUGGUGAAAACUAGAGAUUAUAUUCACAGUUACCUCGACGCGGACAAGAAGGAAAAACAAAUUGAUGAGACUUUAUCACAAAUUGUUACAAAUUGUUAA
Molecule: messenger RNA, 503 nt
Organism: Megalopta genalis
Lineage: Eukaryota; Metazoa; Arthropoda; Insecta; Hymenoptera; Halictidae
Source: RefSeq, a predicted model, not a curated record